CGAUCUGCAGAGGGAUCCAAAUUUUGAGGCACACGUAGCGCCAUCGCUAAAAGGCGACCACUUCGGUGGUACCUUGCGAUUGGUUGACUGGGACGCUGAUGGCGACGUUGAUGUCCUGGCAAGUGAUGCAGGGUCAAUUUGGUUCCAUGAGAGACUUCCAGGAGACGUUUUUCGAAAGCAUGAGUUGCUGAACCUCACAGAGUUCACACCUAGAGAAGGACAAAGUCGAUUUCACUUCUGGUCAUGUUUUCUGCCAGGCAAAAAACCAUCAUACUGCAACUUCCCAACAGGUCGAUUUGAAGUUGCAGAUUGGGAUGGUGACCAGCGGCUGGAUUUGCUGAUUUGCAGUCUGGCAGUUGAUGUUGUGACCGUGCGAUGGUUAAGUCGCUCCCUCCUCACUAGCAAUGUGAACAAUGCUUCUGACAUCCCUGUUGUUUUGCAAACGAGUGGCCUUGGCUGCGACAUGCAGGCAGUGGACUUCGAUGAAGAUGGUGAUUUGGACCUUCUUCUAGGUCACAGUGGGUUUAGAAAACAGUCUAGUCUUUUCCAGGCGGUUUUUCUUUACCCUCCGAGAUUUCGGAGGUAUUUUGAGCGAGUAUCAAAUGAGCUGGAGGAGCGCAUUGGAGAGGAGAAUCCACUGGCAGCGUUUGGAGGCCAAGUGCUGUGGAUUGCAGAUCUGGAUGGAGAUGCACGCUUGGAUGUGCUGGCAACAGAAGACAUUCGCAAACAGCCCGACAGUCUCAGUCUCAGAUGGGAUCGCUGCCGCUAUUUCCGCCGGACGGCUGCCGGCAGCUUUGUAGAGCCAUCAGAGAAUCCCCUGGCAUUUUUGUUGUCAAAUACCUCUCAAAUGAUGCAGGCCAUUAUGUCUUCCACCUUAGCGUCUCCCACCUAUGAGUUGCACGUGGCAGAUUGGAAUUCAGAUGGUCUGCCAGAUGUCUUACGCUUGGAGGUCUUGCUAGGGGUCACGUGGAAGUUGGAAGAGUAUUUCCAACAUUUGGUCGACACAGAAUUGAAGUACAAUUAUCAUGUCAACACGUAUGAGGACAUCCACGCGGGCAAGCACCUGGGUGGUGCUGAUACUUUCAGUCUUGUAGACUGGAACAGGGAUGGCUUUCAAGAUGUGGUGGUCAUGCGAUCGUUUUCAAGGUCAGGGUUUUUACAGCUGUAUGAAUUUGACGGACAGAGAAUGAAGGAAGUGGAAGGUGUUUUUGACAAUGUCACUUUUGGCAGCGUCCUUGGGGGGCCCCUAUUGGUACUGAACACUAACGAAUUUGCCACCAUGAUUGAUUGGGACAAAGAUGGCAGCUUGGACCUGCUCCUUUCAAACAGAGACAGACUGCUCUUCUUUCAGAUGAUCUCAGGAAGUUUCCGUGAAGCUUCAGAACAUCCCUUCGAAAACAUCCGGCUCAAUGUGUGGGGGGGACCCAACAUCAAACCCAUGGUAGUUGAUUGGGACAACGAUGGGGACCUCGAUCUUUUUCUCAGCCUGCCAGAUGGUCGCUAUUUUGAGCACUUGGAAAACGGAAGUCUGCAUGAAUGGCCACUGGAGCAAAGCCCACUGUCAACUGCCAUGAAAUCGCUGCCGCCCCAUUCCAAACCCAAUCAGUGGCCUCACUCCACACAAACUCAGUGGGAGUGGCAAUUUGUGGACUGUGACGCAGAUGGUGAUUUUGACCUCAUUUACACCCAUGAAGAAGCAACGCACGUUUGCGAGCAUGAUGAUAGCACGCAUGAAUUACGAUGUGAUGCUGCUAUCUUGUGUUUGGGAACAAACCUCAGUCACUUUCACAAAGGAGCUGCCUCCGGAAGCGUCUUUGUGGCUUCGGAUGGCCUGCUUGAGCUCUUUGUUCAACCUACUGCUAGAUCUUCUGGGUUGCAGUUUUGGACUCCUGGCUUUUGUGUGCCAAGCGAUCCUUGUCAUGGCCGGGGGGGUUGUGUGCGCCGGCAAACCCAUUGUGUCUGCCUUGCAGGCCAUGAGGCGCACGACUGUUCUCAAUGCCAGCCCAACUAUUAUACUUUGCCAAGAGAGGUGGGGCAAGUGCAAGAUUGCAAGGCGUGUCCAGGUGCAGAUGGCAAGGUUUGCCAUGCUCGUGGCGUGUGCUUUGAUGAUGCAAGAGCCAAAGCUGCUAAAGCUCUUGAAAACAGGUCUACUGGUGCGUGGAUGGCGAUAGGAAAUGGCUCGUGUAGGUGCAAUGAAGGCGAUUUCUACGGGAAAGAUGAAGAGGGGCGGAGCACAUGCAUGGAUGGGAACUGUCCAGCUGGUACUGAAGAGAGUGAUGGUAGUUGCAGCCCUUGUGUUGACGGCUUCUUCUCCAGUACUGGAGGUCGUUGCAAACCAUGUCCCGCUGGAAAAUUUUCUCUGAAGAGAAGUGGCAAUUGUUCCGAAUGUCCUGCCGGAACUAUUUCAAAGGUUUCAGGCAGCGCUGUGUGUGAACCAUGUGAGGCAGGCAGUUUUGCAGAGAAAGGCGGUGCAUACUGCAGCCAGUGCCCGCAAGGCAAAGUAUCUCCCCCACGCAGUGGUGCUUGUGAUCCAUGUGAUGCUGGUCGCUUUGGGCAGGACUUCCAGACAUGCGAGCAAUGUCCGGGUGGGAAAUUUGCUGAUAAGGGCAGCAGCGCAUGUGAGGAUUGUCCGGUAGGCUCUGUCUCCAGUCCAGGCAGUGGUGAAUGCAAGAGCUGUGAUGGCCGCUUCCUGAUGAUGCGAGCUACUGCUGAUGCGACCAAGGAAAGAUGCCAACCUUCGGUUGUGGAUAUUGUGCUUGGAAUCAUUUGCUAUUCGGCUUGUUUUGGGCUCCUGGUUUUGACUGGUUUCCGCGGUAGCGUUCCUAUUUCGGAUAUUUCUUCGCAAGGUGAAAAGAUCGUGAUCACCACUUCCAUUGCGCAUUAUUUUCUGAAACGGGCACAUCCAGUUGUGUCCUUCGCUGGCACUGGUGUCCUCGACCUGGAUAAGAACGAGAAAAAAUUGAUUUGGAAGGCAAAAGCCACAAGUUUAUACCAGCUCACACUCCAUUGCAGCGACAAGCCCGACAUGGCACUGGACACAUCAAUAGGACAUUUACAUUUGAGGUUUCCGCAUGUGCUUCUCUCGACAGGGAUGUGGCACUGCCCGCUCAUUUUAUGGUGCUUGUUCGAGACAACAGUCAUUGCAGCUGCAGCAAGCAAACUCACGUGGUCAUUGACAUUGGUGACAUGCACUGUAGGCCUUGUAGCAGGUUUGCUGGCUCUUGCGUGGCGACGAAGGCAAGGCGAGAGAACGCCAUUGGCGAAAAGACGACGCCAGUUUUUCAAGGAGUGGCGUUUGCGUUUGGCUCUGCAGCGAUGCGACCGUGGACCUGAUCGAUCGAUGACGGCCGGAAAACUCUUGGAAUUCUUGCAGUUUUUCGACAGCUUCAUCAAGGAGCGCUCCAUGUACUACGUGAGCUCCAACAUUGUGAAGCCUCUCACCCAGCCAUAUCAACUUUCCUUCGCUGAGCUGGUAGGCCCCACCAAGAUCCAAUGGUUUGUAAGCCACUACUGGGGCAUGCCUCUGCGUCACUUUAGUGAUGCGAUCCGCAAACAUGCUUCAUCCUAUGAGAGUCACUGGCAAGACACUGCUUAUUGGAUUUGUACCUUUAGCAACAGCCAAUGGCACGUGAAGGAUGAACUUGGGAAUGGAAAAUGGCAGGAUUCCUCCUUCUACCUUGCUCUCAAAAGUCCAGAUUGCAAGGGUACCACCAUGAUCAUCGAUGAUCACGUUUUGCCUCUGCAAAGGAUUUGGUGCUUGUUCGAGGUCUACCAAACAAUUUUACUCUCACAGAAUGGCAGUGAUGGAUUUCAAGGUUUACUUCUUUGCACAUCGGCGGGUGUGCUGCAACAAGGCAAUGCUGGGACGGAUGUUGCGAUGGCGGUCGCCAAGACAGUUGCAGAGUUGGAUACGGAAAACGCGAAAGCAAGCGAUGAGUCAGAUCGAUUGAUGAUUCAUAAACUGAUCGAAAGCAUGGACGGAGGCUUUGACUAUAUGAACACCUUCGUUCGGAACACCAUUUGCAAAGCUCUGGAAGCCUCCCAUUCCCACUACGAGACUACACUCAAGACUUUAAUGGAAAAUUUGACCGGAAGAGUCUCUGCUCCAGCUGAAGCCCGUCCUGCGCUUCUCACCAGCAGACCCCAUCAUCCAGAGACUAAGGCAGGCAACUAAAUCCAGUAUAGUAUAGUAUAGCAACUCUCGAGCAGAAGGCAAGAAUCAAAGCCUUGUGUUGCUACAUGCAUAGUGCCCGCGGGAAUUGAAAUUCGCAAUUGCAUUUUUUCCUUUGGCUUGCAGAAGUCAGCCAAUCACAUUUAAAAUUGUGACAUUUGUGUCAAAUUUCGCAACCGUUGAAGCUGCAGAGUGCCUUCUGCUGUUGGGAGUGGCAG
This is a messenger RNA of Cladocopium goreaui, 4389 nucleotides long. The record is from the annotation of a GenBank genome assembly. NCBI's taxonomy places the organism in Eukaryota, Dinophyceae, Suessiales, Symbiodiniaceae.